Ochotona princeps (American pika) is the source of this 1759-nucleotide messenger RNA. It is a transcript of the gene STK16, whose product is annotated as serine/threonine kinase 16. Lineage: Eukaryota; Metazoa; Chordata; Mammalia; Lagomorpha; Ochotonidae. The record is from RefSeq and is a predicted model, not a curated record. The transcript is spliced from 7 exons. Gene Ontology annotation, biological process: protein phosphorylation. Gene Ontology annotation, cellular component: Golgi apparatus; cytoplasm. Bases 474 to 1391 code for a protein of 305 amino acids. Gene Ontology annotation, molecular function: protein serine/threonine kinase activity; ATP binding.
CCAGGUCAGUGUGAGGAGGUCCGGCUAGUGGACUGCUGACUCUGUGUUCCGAGGCUGGGACUGGGUUCUACAAGCGGUGGGCCGGAAGCCCGCGCGUCCUCGGGAACUACCCUGUUCCCUCCCUCCUGUGCGCGGCCCCACGGGCUCGGGAAAAGGGGCCGCCCAAAGGCGGGCUGGGAUUGGAGGAAGCUGCGUGAGGCUUUGAGGCACCUGACUCCAGGCUUUUCGGAGCUGGCGUGGCCAGGACCCUUUUUCUUUAGACGGAAAUCUAGGGUCUGAGACCUGGGUCUGAACGCUCCGCCUUGAUCCUUCAGCGGUUGGAAGGAUCGAGCUGGAGCCGCGACCCUGCCGUUGUUUUCCUUCCAGCAUGAACCUCUGGGCCCGCCGCGCCUGGCCUGGAAGAAGAGCUCUCUCACCCUGGACACGUCCCUUAGCAGCUUCAGCUCGUCCUUGAGGAGGAUGUUGGAGACAUCAUGGGCCACGCGCUUUGUAUCUGCUCCCGGGGAACUGUCCUCAUUGACAAUAAGCGCUACCUCUUCAUCCAGAAGCUGGGGGAAGGCGGGUUCAGCUAUGUGGACCUAGUGGAGGGGUUACAUGAUGGACACUUCUACGCCCUGAAGCGAAUCCUGUGUCAUGAGCAGCAAGACCGAGAGGACGCCCAGCGAGAAGCAGACAUGCAUCGCCUCUUCCAUCACCCCAACAUCCUGCGCCUUGUGGCCUACUGUCUGAGGGAGCGGGAUGCCAAGCAUGAGGCCUGGCUGCUGCUGCCCUUCUUUAAGAGGGGUACACUGUGGACUGAGAUUGAAAGGCUCAAGGACAAAGGCAACUUCCUGACUGAGGAUCAAAUUCUUCAGCUACUGCUGGGCAUCUGCAGAGGCCUCGAGGCCAUUCAUGCCAAGGGUUAUGCCCACAGAGACCUGAAACCCACCAACAUCUUGCUUGGAGAUGAAGGGCAGCCAGUUUUAAUGGACUUGGGUUCCAUGAACCAAGCGUGCAUCCAUGUGGAGGGAUCCCGCCAGGCGCUGACCCUGCAAGACUGGGCAGCCCAGCGGUGCACCAUCUCCUACCGGGCCCCAGAGCUCUUCUCCGUGCAGAGUCACUGUGUUAUUGAUGAGCGCACUGAUGUCUGGUCCCUAGGCUGUGUGCUUUAUGCCAUGAUGUUUGGGGAAGGUCCGUAUGACAUGGUGUUCCAGAAGGGUGACAGCGUGGCCCUUGCUGUGCAGAACCAACUCAGCAUUCCACAGAGCCCCAGGCAUUCAUCAGCAUUGCGGCAGCUGCUGGCUUCCAUGAUGACUGUGGACCCACAGCAGCGCCCUCAUGUCCCUCUCCUCCUCAGUCAGUUGGAGGCAUUGCAGCCCACAGCGCUUGGCCAGCACACUACCCAGAUCUGAACAGCCCAGUGUCUGCAUUGAGAAGGUGGCCCCUCUCGUGCCUUGGGAAGAGGCUCCUAUCCUGCAAUGGAAUCUCCAUCUGUUCUAUUCAGGAUCACUCUUCUAUAGUUAGGAGCUGGGGUGGGGACAGUCAUCUCAAUCUCACAUCUUUUCCUCUGCUCUCUUAACACCCAGGGUUCCUAAUUCCCCAGCCCAAUCAAGGGGCCUGACUUCUUCAGGGGUGGGCAUGGAGGAAGGAGAAGGGAAGCCGAGAGAAUGUGCUACUUGGGUCUAAGCAUGACUGCUUAAUUCACAUCAUGUUCUGCCUCCAAGUCUGGGAGCAGGAGAAUGUAUCAACAGAAGAAUAAAGUGAAGCAGGUCGGAGUGGC